AUGCUGUCUCUUUCUCGUCUACGAUUGGGUCCGACUAGGACGUUCCUAGCACAAGCACGAUGGAAGCACGGGUGCUGUUUACCUUCAGUCCCUGCCUUAACCCGUUUCGCAACGACCGUAACACCAAAAGGCAACACCAGAAAACUUGACCUACCCGCAAUUGACCGGAAAUGGCAAGAAAAAUGGCACUCCAAAAAGUCGAAUCUACCAUCCAUUGCCUCUGAGACGAAAGGUAACACGGAGAAGCCCAAGUCUUAUAUUCUGUCCAUGUUUCCUUAUCCGUCAGGAACGCUACACAUGGGACACUUACGUGUGUAUACAAUAUCUGAUGUGCUUGCGCGAUUCUAUCGCAUGCGCGGUCAUGAAGUUCUCCACCCUAUGGGGUGGGAUGCUUUUGGGUUACCAGCGGAGAAUGCGGCGAUAGAGCGGGGAAUUGAUCCGGCGGAAUGGACGAAGGACAAUAUUGCUAGGAUGAAGGAACAACUGCGGAGUAUAUCUACUUCCUUUGACUGGGACCGUGAACUUGCGACGUGUGCCCCGGAAUUUUAUGAACAUACACAGCGGAUAUUUUUGAUGCUCUAUAAGAAAGGUUUAGCAUAUCAGGCGGAAGCUUUGGUCAAUUAUGAUCCUGUGGAUAAAACGGUCCUAGCAAACGAGCAGGUCGAUGCCAACGGCUUCUCGUGGCGGUCCGGAGCAAAGGUCGAAAAGUUGAACUUAAAGCAGUGGUUCUUCCGUAUAACUGACUUUAAGGAAGCUCUUUUGAAUGACCUGGAUUCCUUAGCCGGUGGCUGGCCGGAGCGGGUGCUGUCCAUGCAGCGCAACUGGCUGGGAAAAUCGUACGGCGCAAAAGUCAAAUUCCCUAUUGCAGCGGAAGGAAUUGGGUGCGGGAGUACGGAGAUAGAUGUCUUCACCACGCGGCCAGAUACACUCUAUGGAGUAGAAUAUCUUGCUUUGUCCCUAAACCAUCCCAUCGUCUUAGCGGCUGCGGAGACAGAUUCAAAGCUGCGUAAGUUUUUGGAUGAGGCGGCCUCCCUUCCCCCUGACUCCAAGACAGGGUAUAAAUUGUCCACCGUGACUGCCUCUCAUCCAUUACAUAUCAUUGAUAGGGAGAGCCCUCACGUCGCUCGCCGGCUUCCUAUAUUUGCAGCCCCCUAUGUUCUUAGCGAUUACGGAGAGGGAGCAGUAAUGGGAGUUCCAGGUCACGAUUCUAGAGAUCUGGCAUUUUUCAAAGAGAAUGUUCAACCUGAGUCCAUACCUGUCGUAAUCGAACCACAUCGUGCAUCUGAUGCCGAGUCCGGGGCUAGCGCCGGCCAUCUCCCUGCCGGUGAUAUGAAAGCUUACACUCAUGAGGGUUUCCUCAACUCGAGAUGUUGGAAAUACCAGGGCCUUCAUUCCCGCGAGGCGGGUCAACAGAUAAUCAAUGACCUCAGAGCCGUAGGCCAUGGAGACACCGUGGAGCAAUGGAGACUGAGAGACUGGUUGAUCAGCAGGCAGCGCUAUUGGGGUACCCCGAUUCCCAUCAUUCACUGCGGGGAUUGUGGCCCCGUGCCCGUGCCGGACGAUCAGCUCCCAGUCAAGUUGCCUAAAAUAGAAGGGGACUGGCUGAAAGGGAAGAGAGGAAAUCCUCUGGAGUCGUCCGAUGAGUGGGUUAACACUGAAUGUCCGAGGUGUCAAGGUCCUGCGAAGCGGGAUACGGAUACCAUGGAUACCUUUGUCGAUUCCUCAUGGUAUUUUCUCAGAUUUCUAGAUAGCGCCAACCGACGACAGCCGUUUUCACCGUCAUCUGCGCGACCAGUCGAUGUUUAUAUCGGCGGUGUCGAGCACGCGAUCUUGCACCUACUCUACGCCCGGUUCAUCUACAAAUUCCUUGCUAAGUCCGGCUUGUUCCCGGAGAUUGCUCAUGUAGGUGAUGUUUCGAGGCCGUUGGAGCCGUUCAAGACGCUCCUUUCCCAAGGUAUGGUUCAUGGAAAGACGUACUCGGAGCCCUCUACAGGGAGAUUCCUCCACCCUUCUGAAAUGGACCUCUCUAGCCCCGAUAAACCGGUCAUCAAGGGCACUCAGAUCACUCCUAAUGUGUCCUUUGAAAAAAUGUCGAAGAGCAAGCACAAUGGCGUGGACCCAACAGCCUGCGCCCUCAAGUACGGCGCUGAUGCCACUCGUGCCCACGUGCUGUUCUCCGCACCUGUCAGUGAAGUCCUUGAAUGGGAUGAAACAAAGAUUGUGGGAGUCGAACGCUGGUUUGGCCGAGUUUGGAAGCUUGUGCAGGAUGCGCAACAGACACUUGCUUCAUCGUCAUAUACGUUCAAUCCAGAUGAACUGAUGCUGUCCAACCACGCCACAGCCCUCCCCUACUCUCCACAGAAUCUCAGUGGAAAUGACGCAGAUGCUGUUCUCUUCACCCAUAGAACUAUUUUGUCCGUUACAAGUUGCAUAGAAAAUAACCCUUAUGGGUUGAAUACCGUUAUUUCUGACUUGACAAAACUAACCAAUUCGUUAACCUCAUCAACACCGUCGUCCCCACAGGUCCUCUACUUAUGUAUAUCCUCACUACUUCGCCUUCUCGCACCUAUCGCACCAGCUCUGGCAUCUGAGAGUUGGGAAACUCUCAACGAACCGAUAAUUGGCCGCUACCCGAAGAAUGAAUCCAUAGACAAUGCAUAUGACGUGCCCCCAAUUUUUGACUGUCCCUGGCCAACAGCCCUCUUGACCUCAGAGCAGACAGAUGUACUGUCGGCGCGGGGUGGUCAGACCGUGGCAGUUCAGAUCAAUGGCAAGUUGCGGUUCACCGUCACAGUCCCACGACAGCUGUCGCCCACGACGGAUGAAUCAAGCGAGCAGGAUUUUAUAAUCAAUCGCAUCCUGGAAACCGACGAAGGACGUACUUGGUUGCGUGAGAAGAAUGACUGGGAAAAACGGAGGCGCGUAAUUGUCGUCAAGGGGGGUAAAUUGGUUAAUAUUGUAUUCUAA
Molecule: messenger RNA, 2967 nt
Organism: Aspergillus oryzae RIB40
Lineage: Eukaryota; Fungi; Ascomycota; Eurotiomycetes; Eurotiales; Aspergillaceae
Product: leucine--tRNA ligase NAM2
Exons: 3
Coding region: 1-2967 (988 amino acids)
Biological process (GO): mitochondrial translation; leucyl-tRNA aminoacylation
Cellular component (GO): mitochondrion
Molecular function (GO): aminoacyl-tRNA deacylase activity; ATP binding; leucine-tRNA ligase activity
Source: RefSeq, a predicted model, not a curated record